Galendromus occidentalis (western predatory mite) is the source of this 2295-nucleotide messenger RNA. RefSeq lists its product as uncharacterized. The transcript is spliced from 2 exons. Lineage: Eukaryota; Metazoa; Arthropoda; Arachnida; Mesostigmata; Phytoseiidae. The record is from RefSeq and is a predicted model, not a curated record. Bases 1 to 2037 code for a protein of 678 amino acids.
AUGAUGUUCGUCACAGCCAUGGGAUCGAUGAUCUUAUUCGUUCUGUACAUGACGUUCACUGCACAGGUCUCGACGUUAGCGGUUCAGUCUGACUUAUUUGCGGUCACAACAGCAAAACUGAACGCUAGCCUGGCACCGGAAGCUUCUUACGAGAAAACCUACGGCAGCGACGAUCACAAUGAUUCGCAAAGCCCCAGCUACGAUCGGACGACAGAAUCGACUCUCGUGCCAGACAUUGUUCAGCGCUUGGUUCCUGGAGUUCCCGACACAACGAAUUUGUACGACAAAUAUGCCGUGUACACCGACAAGUGCCGUAUCCGACUCUACGACUCAAACAACAAGGCGGUCAUCAAGAGAUUCUUCAAAUCCGUGCCCACAAAUUGCCCCAGAAACGCGAAACCCUUCGUUUUCGUGCCUGAUCUAAACGUGACAGGAGGCUAUUCGUGCAUAGGUUUCGACGUUGCAGUCUCCCGGAAGCACUAUGGAGCUGAGGAGAAAGAUUGGAAGUGCAUUUACAAGGAAGUAAUCCGAGGGAAAAAAUACGAAGUUCUCGACAAGCACUACGAGUACGGAAGGGUUGAAUCUUUCGUGCCAGGAGACUGCCCCCGGAUGGAAUUCCUGUGGAUUGAGUGCCACUUAUCGAAUCGAACACAGAAUUACACUCAGCCCCUCAUGCUGCCCCUCGUGAAAUCGGUGGUGAAACAGAUACGGAAGAACAAUCUCCGCAAAACGCCCAUGAACGUUCUUGUGGUUGGAAUGGACUCCGUAUCACGGCUCAACGCGCACAGACAGUUUCCGAGAACUCUGAGUUUCCUGCAGACGAAGAAAAACCUGGUUGAGCUGUUUGGCUACAACAAGAUUGGACUGAACUCGGCUCCGAACCAGAUUCCCUUAUUGACAGGAGUGAAGUACAGCGGGGAUAACCUGAAGGCGAGAGUUACGAAUCAUUUUUUCGACAAUGAAACGAGAUACCUCUGGGAUGAUUUCGACUCUCGAGGCUUCCGGACGAUGUACUACGAGGAGCAAUGGAGCUACGGACUUUUCGUCUACCCCUCAACGAAUGGCUUCAAGAAGGUUCCCACCACCUACUGGCCUCGACCCAUGUUCCAAGCGAUCGAUGGUUCGAAACUCAAAAAGAAAGGAAACGAUCUGUGCAUAGGACCGCAUUUCCCCGCGAAGCAUUACUUGGACUACACAUUGAAUACGCUACGGAUUCUCGGCAGCGAGCGACCUCUUUUCUCCUAUUCUUGGCUCAGUGAGACCGCUCACGACGACCUCAAUGGAGGCAAGCGAGUCGAUGGGUACUUCUUGGAUUUCUUCAAAAAAAUGGACGGCGAAGGGAUUCUGAACCAUACGGCCGUGUUUUUCAUCUCCGAUCACGGAUUCCGCUUCGGAUCCUUCCGAAAGACUGAACUCGGUCGGUACGAGGACAUGCUUCCGUACGGUUUCAUCCUGCUGCCGGACUCUUACUUCGCACAGUAUCCGGAAGCCCUAACGAACUUGAGAGCUAAUGCGCGGCGCCUGGUGACCGUAUACGAUCUCCACGUCUCGAUGCUGGAGUUGGCCGACUCCUGGGAUGAGGACCGAGUGGUUCGGACGCCGAACGGUUUCAGUCUGUUCAGCAAUAUAAUUCCGGAGAACAGGAAUUGUUUCGAAGCGGGGAUCGAUUUUCAAUUCUGCUCUUGCUUCGAAGCUCAGCCAUACGAUCGCAACAGCUCAUUGGCUUCCCACGUAGCCGCCUUUCUAAUCGGGAAAAUCAAUGAGAUUGUGAGCAACAACUCUGCGACAUCGAAAUGCCAUCACUGGGAGCUCGGAUCAAUCGACAGUUUUGACCAGCUUUCGGAAGGCAAUGCCUGGACGAACUUCUACAAAAUGUCCCUGAAAACAGAGCCUGCCGCUCAAUUCGAAGCCGCCGUGGAACUUCACUCAGAGGAGAACCUGACCUUACUCUCAGACAUCGAUCGCACAGAUUGGUUCAGCUCGCAUGCUGAGUGUGUCAAGAGCACCGAAUACGAGCGUUACUGUUACUGCAGAUGACAAGUAUUUCCUAUGGUGGCUGUAGCUCUGAUUGCCAAGUGAUCGGGAAAUCCAUCCCUCAUGAGACGAUGAUCUGUGAAUUUCGGAAAGAAUUGAUUUUCUCCCAGGUCUUCAAUAUAAUUGUACAGUAGAUGUAAAGAUUGGAGGCCGACGACCGAAUUAUAUCUAGUCAGCGCGGAGGGUGUAUGAGCCUGAAAGUCGAGAUCGAUGUUCAAGACACUCUUUGAAUAAUACACGGAGAAACUGUGAUGAAUACAG